AUGGACGACAAGAACGUAGCGACCUGCUUGCUGCGCAUUUUUCGCAACAGCUACGAAAACGUAGUACUUAAGUUGGAGAUGAGCAGCGCGGAACUGCAGACGCAUGACAUUGAGAAGGUGCUCAUGAAUGAGAAUAUCAAGAGACAAGGCGAGAAGAAGACGUCGGUGAACACUGAGGAAGCAAGCAAGACCAUCAGUACCGAGCGUGAGUCUCGCCAGUGUACCUUCUGGAGUAAAAAGGAGCAUACGGUGGACCGAUGCUGGACCAAGCAAAAGAAAGAAAAUCGAGGAGCUCAACGCGGCGGCAAUGCCCGUGGACGCGGAGUCGAUCGAGUUCAGUGGCAGGAAUACAGCAACAACCAUUUCUUCGGCCGAGUGGCGUUUGAUGUUUAG
This is a messenger RNA of Peronospora matthiolae, 393 nucleotides long. Lineage: Eukaryota; Oomycota; Peronosporomycetes; Peronosporales; Peronosporaceae. The record is from the annotation of a GenBank genome assembly.